AGGAACUCUCGGUCAAUUCGAUUGAUUCCCAUUCUUCUCACACAUAAUGUUCCGUCCCGCCGCUCGAGCGCUCGCUCGCGCGCCCGCUGUCGCAGCUCGUACACCAGCGAACAGACGAUUGAUAAGCACCGGUCCGACCAAGUCGAGAAGCUGGAAGAACACCUUCUUGCGAUUGGGCUUGGCUGGUGGAGCUAUCUACUACUACAACACGAGCAGUGUUUUCUCCGAGGAGCCGAAGUUCUCUAUCCUUUCUACGAUCCGGAAACAAUCCGAUGAUGCCAACCCCCAGACCCUCGACUCCAUUACUCCCAAGAUUCGCCAAGAACGAGCUGCCGCGCAAUCCAAGAAGAGCGAGCCUGCUGCUUUGGAAGGUGGAUUGAACCCUCAGGAGCUCGAGGAGGAGGCUGGCCAGGAGGCUGCCUUCAAUCCGGAGACCGGCGAGAUCAACUGGGACUGCCCGUGUCUUGGAGGCAUGGCCCACGGACCAUGCGGAGAGGACUUCAAGGCUGCUUUCAGCUGCUUCGUCUACUCCGAGGAAGAGCCCAAGGGCAUCGACUGCGUUGAUAAAUUCAAGGCAAUGCAAGAUUGCUUCCGCCAACACCCCGAAGUCUACGGCGCCGAGCUGGAAGACGAUGAUGAGCCCCAAUCCGAUGCUCCAGCUCCCUCUGAUGCUCCAGCUCCCUCUGAUGCUCUCGCCCCCUCCGAAGCUCCCGCUACCUCCGAACUUCCCCCCACUGCCGCCGAGCUGGAUGCGUCGUCGCACCCCAUUGAGAAGCAGACCCACGCCAAAGAGGUCAGCACCCAGAUGAAGAACGAGACCGUUGCUGCUGGCGAGAACAUUGAGGGAGACUCCCUCAUUCCUAAGGCUGCGCAUGACACCGAGGAGAAGAACCAGGCCAGCAAGGCUUAG
Messenger RNA from Penicillium robsamsonii, 910 nucleotides. Its product is annotated as coiled-coil-helix-coiled-coil-helix domain-containing protein. Gene Ontology annotation, molecular function: protein-disulfide reductase activity. Lineage: Eukaryota; Fungi; Ascomycota; Eurotiomycetes; Eurotiales; Aspergillaceae. The transcript has 3 exons. Bases 47 to 910 code for a protein of 287 amino acids. The record is from RefSeq and is a predicted model, not a curated record. Gene Ontology annotation, biological process: protein import into mitochondrial intermembrane space. Gene Ontology annotation, cellular component: mitochondrial intermembrane space.